AUGGGCCUUCUUCGGGGUAUAAUAGGCGGCAGCAUUGCGGCGCUGCUGCUGCAGCAGCAGCAGCAGCAGCAGCAGCAGCAACUGGUUGCUGCCUUUGAGGCCCCAGCACACGAAGCCAUAUCAAUGACUGCUUUAUCAGGCCUCACCAUGCAAGCAAAUCAGGCGCUGCGCCGGCUGCUUAAUGGGAAGGAUGUUGCGGACGUUUCUGGCUGGGCUCACCGAGUGACGGAGAAGUACCCGUUGACGGCUCCCUUACACUUCCAGCGGCAGCCUAUAUGCCCUCCCUCCUCAACAGCAGCAAACACAAAAAUAGAGAGAUCCUUCUGCAGCAGCAAAACUGCAGCAGAAGACGGCUGUCUCCUUGAGGCGCUCACUUACUUCUUCUAUAGACUCACCGCACCUGAAAAAAUAACUGAACCGAGAGAUGAUGAGAAUCCUGUGGUUCGCACCGACAAGUUUGUGUUUCCUCACGGCAUCAACACAACAGAUGCUGAUGCGGUGGUUGAAUAUGAAGUCGGUGAUGACGUACGAGAGAAGCGCCGCAGCAGUUUAUAUGAAUUUAUUGAGGGGGCCUUCGUUAAAAAGAUAAUGAGCGAGAGACAAACCUUUUGGUAUUCAGGAUGGACGCAUGUGAACUCAGUGAAGAGUUUCUAUGAAGAAGAGAAAUCUGUAUUUGCUGCGAGAAAAGAAACUUACUUUUUGGCGUGGGCAAAGGAGAACCGGGCGUUGCUGUGUUCAGAGAUAUACCCGUUGCUGAACAGAAUGACGAAAAAGAAAGGAGAAAAAAAUGUUUAUGUACUCGACAGAACUUCUGAGUUUCUGUUUUUUGAAAUCAUCAAGAAACGUAUUCUCGUCGCUGGUGCAAGAGUUGCAGUUGUGAUGAACUAUAUUCUCCAGGUUCGCGGGUUGGAUGAAGGGCUUGGGCAGCUCCGCGCAGGCAGCGGAAUGCAAGAUGUUCCGACGACAAAAUCAUAUGAGGUUUUUGGGGCGUGGAGGGAGCGGAAGAAAAAGAGCAGGGAGCUGCGGUUUGAGCAGCAGCUCGCUCACGACCAAUUCCCGCAGCAGCAGCAACAGCAGCAGGAGGAUCAGGAUCAUCUGCCGUUGCAGCUGCUGCUGCAACAGCAGCAGCUCCUGUCCCCGCCGCCGCCUCCGCCACCACCGCAGCAGCAGCAGCAGCAGCAGCAGCAGCAGGAGGAGGAGUUUCAAGCUAUCCAAACUCUGCAGCAGCUGAAUACAUGCAGCAGCAGCAGCAGCACCAACAGCAGCAGCAGCAGCAGCGGCAGCAGAAGCAGCAGCGGCAGCGGAAGAAGAAAGGAGCAGCAGCAGUAG
Messenger RNA from Eimeria mitis, 1329 nucleotides. RefSeq lists its product as uncharacterized. NCBI's taxonomy places the organism in Eukaryota, Apicomplexa, Conoidasida, Eucoccidiorida, Eimeriidae. The transcript is spliced from 11 exons. Gene Ontology annotation, biological process: DNA catabolic process. Gene Ontology annotation, molecular function: nucleic acid binding; endonuclease activity. Bases 1 to 1329 code for a protein of 442 amino acids. The record is from RefSeq and is a predicted model, not a curated record.